This is a messenger RNA of Ixodes scapularis (black-legged tick), 754 nucleotides long. Its product is annotated as glyoxylate reductase/hydroxypyruvate reductase. Gene Ontology annotation, molecular function: NAD binding; hydroxypyruvate reductase (NADH) activity; hydroxypyruvate reductase [NAD(P)H] activity. The coding region runs from base 122 to 754 and encodes 210 amino acids. The transcript has 7 exons. Gene Ontology annotation, cellular component: cytosol. Lineage: Eukaryota; Metazoa; Arthropoda; Arachnida; Ixodida; Ixodidae. The record is from RefSeq and is a predicted model, not a curated record.
AGGAGCUAAGCCUUUUUCUUUCUUUACUUUUUCCUCAGGGCUAGCAGUUCUCGAGAGACUGAAAGCUUUCAAAGUGAGCAAAUUUCUGUACACCUCACGAACUCACAAACCCACUGCUGAAAUGGAGGGAGCCCAGUUCACAAGGCUGAAUGAGUUGCUGAGAAUGUCGGACAUAGUUAUUGUGACGUGCACACUCACUCCGGAGACGACGGGGAUGUUCAACCGUGAGGCGUUUUCUCUUAUGAAGAAAACAGCUUCGUUCAUCAAUAUCAGCAGGUGCGACAUAGACGUACAGAACGAGCCGAUUCCGCGGUCGCUGCUCCUUCAAAAGAUAGUCGGCAAAGAUGCUUUAUUUUGCCUGCGCACGGAUAAGGUGGACGCGCAACUCUUGGAUGCCGCUGGUCCAGCUCUCAAGGUAGUGGGGACCAUGUCGGUUGGAUACGACCACAUCGAUGUGGAUGAAUGCCAAAAAAGACGGAUUUCAGUAGGUAAUACGCCGCACGAGCUGACAGAUUCAACGGCUGAGCUGGGAAUAGCCCUGCUUUUGGCGACGCGCAGACGACUUUUUGAGGCCCGCAGUCAGAUCGACAGCGGAGCGUGGGCAGCACAGACCUCCUGGAGCCCAAUGUGGAUGUGUGGCUCGGAAAUCCGGGGAACUACGGUCGGGUUUGUGGGCAUGGGAAACAUAGGCAAGUUUGGCAGCCAUUCUCGUGUUCCUCGAACUAAGUUAGCUUUCACCGACGCUUCACGGUGA